Molecule: messenger RNA, 203 nt
Organism: Meloidogyne enterolobii
Lineage: Eukaryota; Metazoa; Nematoda; Chromadorea; Rhabditida; Meloidogynidae
Source: the annotation of a GenBank genome assembly
UUACACAGCAAUUAAACAAUUUGGACAUUGCAAUUAAUUUGGGGUACAUGCGUUUUAUUUACAUGGAAGAAUUUUGUAAAAAUGUGGAUAAAAUAUACAAAGGGGAUAAAUUAGGGACGUUCAAGGAGUAUCUGAAGGAUUACUGUAUUGAAAAAAUAAACAAGAUUUUGGACAGUUUGAAAACUGUAAUUAAAUUUGAUUAG